AUGAACUCCAAUUUGCAAUCGAAUCCUACAUCAUCGCAGCUCUUCACCUCCAUUGACAUGGGGACAAACUCUUUCAAGCUUCUUAUAGUCCACGCAGAUCCUCCCGGAAGAUCUUUCGUCCCCGUCGAGAGACUCAAAGAGCCAGUUGUAUUGUCUCGCGAAUCCGCAAUCUCAAUUUCGUCUCAGUCCCAGGUUCGCGCGCUCCAGUCUCUACAGAAAUUCAAAAGCUUGAUCCUCUCGCACAACGUCUCCUGCGACCGGAUCCGGUGCGUCGCCACGGAAGCCCUGCGGCAGGCGGAGAAUCAGAAACAGUUCGUGGAGACGGUGUACGAGGAUCUCGGCCUCCGGGUCGAUGUGCUCUCUGGUGAAGAGGAAGCGAGGCUGGUUUAUCUAGGCGUGCUUCAGUUUCUACCGGUGUUUGAGAAAUCUGUCCUGUGUAUCGACAUAGGAGGUGGUUCUACUGAAUUCGUGGUGGGUAAGCGUGGUGAUGUGAAGCUUGCUGUGUCUUUGAAGCUAGGUCAUGUGAAUUUGACACAAAUGUUCAUGAAAAAUGGUGUUGAAUUGACGAAAAUGAGAGACUUUAUCCGUCACGCGAUUGAUGAGUCUCGGUUAGCAGAUAAAUUGAAGGAAUCCGAUGGCUUUGAGGUGGUCGUGGGAUCGUCGGGAACCAUACGAGCUAUUGAGAAUGCUCUUUUCAGUGGCUAUGGAACGGACUUGUAUCAAUUCAAUCUGGAGGGGUAUAAGAGGGAUUGGAGAUUUGGUAGAAGAGAAUUGAGCGGUGUUGUAGAGAAGCUAUGCAAUGAAGGAGAUGAAGAGCAGAUCCGGAGAGAAGGAUUUUUCAAGAGAAGGUCAGAGUUCAUUGUUGCUGGAGCUGUAUUGUUGGAGGAAAUAUUCAAGGCUCUGGGUAUCGAGGAAAUGGAGGUCUCAGAGUAUGCAUUAGCAGAAGGUGUGAUUGCUGAUUCUCUGGCCAAAGCUUUUGAGGGUUCGUAUGAUUUGAAUGCCAAUGCAAGGUGGCGAUCAGUCAUGAGGCUCGCCACGAGACUCAAUGGGAAAAAGCGAAUGAAUCAUGCGGUACAUUGUGCCAACAUCGCCAAGGAAAUCUUUGUAGGUUUGAGGAAGUGCAAUGAUUUUAGCGUCAUCUUAGACGAUAAGGAUCUUGAGUAUCUUGAAGCUGCUUGUUUCUUACACAAUAUCGGAAUCAUCACAGGGAAAAAGGGAUAUCAUAAGCAGUCUUAUCAUAUCAUCAAGAAUGGGGAUCAUCUCCAUAGCUACACUGUUGAGGAAGUCGAGCUUAUAGCAAUGCUUACGAGAUACCAAAGAAAGAAGUUUCCCAAGCUUGAUCGUGCACCUGUUAAGAACUUCACUGUGGAGACAAGGCGAAAGUUCAUAAUUAUGUGUUUGAUUAUACGAUUAUCUGUUAUACUUCAACGAAGCGAGAAAUUGGAUCUCCAAGAAGUUGAAUUUCUUGAACCUUCUGAGAGCUUUAAACUUGUGCUUAAAGAACGAAACCAGGAACCCUUAGUGAAUGGUUCUCAUGAUCAAGUAAAGAAAAAGCCGGAUGCAUUACUACUGGAGCAAGAAAUUGCGCAUUUCAAAAGGCUAUUCAAAAAGGAAAUGUUGGUUGUUUUUCCUUCCUGA
Messenger RNA from Microthlaspi erraticum, 1638 nucleotides. Lineage: Eukaryota; Viridiplantae; Streptophyta; Magnoliopsida; Brassicales; Brassicaceae. The record is from the annotation of a GenBank genome assembly.